AUGCCAAAGGUCUUUCUAAUAACGGGGACCUCGACCGGCUUCGGCCAUGACCUUGUCCAAGAAGUCCUAGACCGUGGCGACGUCGCCAUCGCGACAGCACGCAAACCAUCUGUUCUCAAAUUCGAAAAGGCCACCGAGGACAACUACCUAGCUCUGAAAAUCGAUGUCACGGACCCUCAAAGUAUCAAAACGGCCUUUUCCAAGGCCGUUGAGCGCUUUGGACGCAUAGACGUGGUCGUGAACAAUGCCGGCUAUGGACUCACGGGAUGCUUCGAAGAAUACACCGACGAGCAGAUCCGAAUGCAAAUGGAAGUCAAUUUUUUCGGACUCGUCAAUGUCACGCGGGAGGCUAUGGCUGUCAUGAGAACUCAAAGUCCAAGCGGCGGCGUCAUACAGCAAGUCACCAGUGUAGGCGGGCAACGUGGAUCUGCGUGCUUUAGCAUGUACGCCGCUAGUAAAUGGGCUGUUGAAGGUUUCACAGAAUCGCUUUCAAAGGAAGUUAAGCCAGAAUGGAGAAUCAAGUUUACUUGUGUUGAGCCCGGUGGUUUCAGAACGAAUUGGGCCGGCGCGUCAAUGGCUUUCACCGACCGUCAUCCAGCAUACGAUCAUCUCGAUGCCAAAGCCGCCAUGAUCGCCCGAAACGGAAGUCAGCCUGGAGAUCCGAAAAAGGCCGCAAAGGCGUUCUACGACUUGGCCAUGAUGGAUAGCCCACCUUUGAGGAUCUUGCUCGGCACGGAUGCCUAUCCGGCUAUUCUUGCACGGUUGCAGGGAGAGAUAGAUAAUUUCAAGAAAUAUGAGAAGAUCAGCUUAAGUACGGAUGUAGAGUAG
This is a messenger RNA of Talaromyces amestolkiae, 828 nucleotides long. RefSeq lists its product as uncharacterized. Gene Ontology annotation, molecular function: oxidoreductase activity. The record is from RefSeq and is a predicted model, not a curated record. Lineage: Eukaryota; Fungi; Ascomycota; Eurotiomycetes; Eurotiales; Trichocomaceae. Bases 1 to 828 code for a protein of 275 amino acids. The transcript is spliced from 2 exons.